Molecule: messenger RNA, 1340 nt
Organism: Strigops habroptila (Kakapo)
Lineage: Eukaryota; Metazoa; Chordata; Aves; Psittaciformes; Psittacidae
Product: somatomedin-B and thrombospondin type-1 domain-containing protein-like
Exons: 6
Coding region: 182-943 (253 amino acids)
Source: RefSeq, a predicted model, not a curated record
AUGGCAAUGGGCAGUGGAGCAGAAGGGAACAGGCUUUGUCCCCCACCCAGCGCAGGGGCGGUGCACUGGGAUCCCAACACCCCUGGCGCAGCCCUUGCUCCUCACCCAGUAUUUGCCGGUGCUGGGUAAAGCCAUUGCUGUGUGGAAAAGCCAUCCCUUGGUGCUGCAGGGCGGCAGUGCCAUGCGGGGCCUGCUGCUCUGCGGGGGCUGGCUGCUGGCCGCCGGCUGCCUGGUGGGUGCCAGUGGCAGCUGCCGGCACCGCUGCUGCCCGGGCAGGAACAACGCGUGCUGGGCGCCCGGUGCCCGCUGGGCUCACUGCUACUGCGACUCGUACUGCCAGAGGACAGGCGACUGCUGCCAGGACUACCACAGUGUGUGCCGCCAUGCUGCGGUGGGCUGUGCAGUGGGGCCCUGGGGGCCGUGGAGCGGGUGCAGCUCCCCGUGCGGGGUGGGCAGCAAGGCCCGCAGCCGCCAGGUCACCGUCCCGCCACGGCACGGAGGGGAGCCCUGUCCGGACCUCAAGCAGCGCCGCGGCUGCCUGGGCGAGCACCCGACCUGCGGGACAGCCAAAGAGGUGGCCAAGAUAUUACCUGAUUCCUUCAGCCAGGACUUCAGGGAUCCCUGGCGAAGAGCUGGGAUGCUGCUACCAGAGGAGCCGUCUGGUUCCCCCCUCCCCAGCUACUGCGGCUAUUUCCGCCUGACACAGGUAGGGCCCCUGUGCCGAGGGCAUGCCUGGAGCCGCCGGCUGCACCGGGACAAGCAAGUGUGUGUCGAGUGCCGGGGGGACACGUCCCACCACCGUCCCCACUGCACCGGGCACGGGCUGCAAGGAGCCAGGACAUUUUGGGUGGCUGCCUCUGUGGCAGGGUGUCAGGGCUCGUGGGUGCAGGAGGGGCUGCAGGAGGGUUGUGUUUGCUCCCCACCAGCUCUCAUCUUUGUGUAGCACCCCCAAUUUCACCCUUCUGCAGGCUUGCUGCUUGCCCUUGGAGUUGACUCCCUGUGCUUUCCAUUAAGUAUUUUGUUGAAGAGUGGGAAGAAAACCCUGCUUAUAAAGAUUAAAAAUAAGGGAGUUGCUGAAGUGUGGUGACUAAUGGUGGAAGAACAUCACACUGAUGUGGGUGAGAAGAUGAUGCAGGGGUGACAUGUGAUGAUGUCAUGCUUAGCUGCGACACCAUGCUGUGCAACGAGCUGCUGUUGGCAAGCAGCUCGAAGAUGGAGAUCACAUCCUUCCUCUGUGUGUUCGGGCUGGCCCCGCUGCAGUGAACUGCUGGGUGAGCCGUGGAGGGAGGCUCAGCUGUGUGGUGUGGUUUGCAGAGAGAAAUUAAACAGAGGUACCCAAA